AUGACGCGCAUCGCAUUGCCCCGAGGUGGAUGGUCUGCCCGAUUCCCACACAAAGCACUGCUCAAACAUGGAACUUACGGAAAUGUUGCACCUUUCUCCAGUGGCUCUCUUCGGCUGGGUUAUGCCGACACAAUCAAAAAUCUCAAAAUAGGAAAGCAUACCCGCGUACUUUACCAAGGAUUUACCGGCCGCCAAGCGACAAUGAAUGCCAAAGAAUCCAUCGAAUAUGGCACAAACGUCGUCGGUGGAGUGAAACCUGGAGUUGAAGGUGAACAUCUGGGGUUGCCUGUCCUUCCCAGUGUUCGGGUAGCUGUUGAGAAGCUCAAACCAGAUGCGAGCGCUAUCUACGUUCCCGGGAAUGGAACGGUCAAAGCAAUGGAAGAAGCUAUCGAAAAUGAGAUCCCUCUUAUUAUUGCUGUGGCAGAACACAUUCCGAUUCACGACAUCUUACGGAUCCACCAGAUGCUACGAACGCAGUCUAAGACGAGACUCGUGGGCGCAAAUUGUCCAGGUAUUAUUAGCACUCAUGGAAGAUGUCGUCUAGGAUUUCAACCUCUCCCCUUCUAUAAAGAGGGAAACAUUGGAAUUGUUGCCAAGUCCGGCACUCUGAGCUAUGAAGCAGUCGCUUCAACUACCCGAGCAGGACUGGGACAGACAUAUGGUAUCAGCAUGGGAGGCGAUGUUCUUGCUGGGACAAACUUCGUCGAAGCGUUCCAGAUUUUGGUGGAAGACGAGAAAACGGAAGGCAUCAUCAUGAUCGGUGAGAUCGGGGGUAGUGCUGAGAUCAGAGCAGCAGAAUGGAUCAAAGAGUAUAAUCGAAGCACACCGAAUCCGAAGCCAUUCAUGUCUGUUAUUGGUGGUGUUCAAGCACCCGCUGGUCGAAUUAUGGGUCAUGCAGGUGCUUGGGCAGCACCUGGUGAAGCGAGUGCUGAGAAGAAGAUACAAAUACUUCAAGAUGCCGGAGUGACCAUUGUUGAUCAUCCAGAGAAACUUGGAGAAGGGAUGAAAAAGUUGUUGGCAGAGCGGUUGGGGAGCCGCAAUGCUGGCUCAGCCUCAGCCUCGACACCGUCUCAACGAAGAGGGUACCACACAAUGAGACAGAGACCCCGGACUGUUUACCCGAAAGCUCGUACACCUGAGCAGCGUCGGACAUUGUAUAUCAAACAAAAACAAGCGUAUGAUAUGUUAAAUGAGAGAGGUAUCCCUACCGUCGACCCACCCACAAUCAAAGAUGAAAAAUUCGUUGCCAUCUCAAUCGACCGAGAGACACGGCAACCGUGUAUCAUAGCAUCGCCAUCUACCGAUCCCCAAUACGCAUUUCAGCAAUCAAAGAAGUUCCCAUUCGCCUACGGCUCAGACGAUGCCACAUCUGAAGACCUACUAGCGGCCGUCUCAAAACACUUGGAAGUCUCAGACACAGGGAAACGGUCAUUGCAAAGAUUGAUAUCUGAGUUGGUCGAGAUAUUCAUGUCAAAAGAGGCAUUCGUCGUUCAAACCAAAUUCGCUCUAGACGAUCAGGGUGGUCUGCAGGUACAGGGGGCUAAAUUUGGGUUUGACGAUGCAGCAUUCCGGAGCUCAGGACGCCAAGCCGAAGUACAUGCGCUCAGAGAUAUCGAAAGCGAAGUAAGAGAAGACGUCGAAGCCGAGAAGGAAGGAAUGAUCUACGUCAAGCUCGAGGGCGAAGGUAGCAUCGGAACAAUUGUCAACGGUGCUGGUCUAGCCAUGAACACCGUCGAUGCCCUGGUAGCAAGAGGAGGCCACCCUGCAAACUUCAUGGACACAGGAGGCAAGGCGACAUCUGAAACCAUCAAAGCUGGAUUUAGGAUUGUGUCCUCAGACCCCCGCGUCAAAGUCAUCUUCGUCAAUAUCUUUGGUGGACUGACCUUGGGCGACAUGAUCGCGAAUGGCAUUCUACUGGCCUUCAAAGACUUGAACCUAGCCGUCCCGGUGGUGGUCCGCAUUAGAGGGACGAGGGAGGUGGAGGGACAGAAGCUCAUCCAAGAAAGUGGUCUGAAGCUUGAUGCAUUUGACUCCUUUGAGGAAGCGGCCGCAAGAGCUAUUGCAUUGGCUGAAGGUACCGCUACGAUGGACAAGUAG
Messenger RNA from Exophiala bonariae, 2097 nucleotides. RefSeq lists its product as uncharacterized. The transcript is spliced from 2 exons. The coding region runs from base 1 to 2097 and encodes 698 amino acids. Gene Ontology annotation, cellular component: succinate-CoA ligase complex (ADP-forming); mitochondrion. NCBI's taxonomy places the organism in Eukaryota, Fungi, Ascomycota, Eurotiomycetes, Chaetothyriales, Herpotrichiellaceae. Gene Ontology annotation, biological process: tricarboxylic acid cycle. Gene Ontology annotation, molecular function: succinate-CoA ligase (ADP-forming) activity; succinate-CoA ligase (GDP-forming) activity. The record is from RefSeq and is a predicted model, not a curated record.